This is a messenger RNA of Morchella sextelata, 600 nucleotides long. RefSeq lists its product as uncharacterized. The transcript has 3 exons. Gene Ontology annotation, cellular component: mitochondrion. NCBI's taxonomy places the organism in Eukaryota, Fungi, Ascomycota, Pezizomycetes, Pezizales, Morchellaceae. The record is from RefSeq and is a predicted model, not a curated record. The coding region runs from base 1 to 600 and encodes 199 amino acids.
AUGCUGAUUAAGAUCUUCCGAAGGCAUGCUCAUUCCUCGCAAGUACACCCAUUGACAGGCUUCUAUAAACUACUCCUUGACACUCCAUUUCGUCCCGCGAAUCCUCUUCCGCCAGGUGUGCCACACCCACCUGCCACAACACCGCCAACAGAACCCUUCUCUCCAAACGAUCCCACUACCACGGCGGAUGCAGAUACCCGUGUUGAGAAAGCACGUGUAGUAUUUGGAUCACGCCUCGCAGGACCAGGGAAGCGUGAAGAGGAGAAGAGACGGAAGGGAACUAUCAUUGCAGGUGUCAAGAUCCCACCGAAACCGACGGAACCGGAUAAUUGCUGCAUGUCGGGAUGUGUCAACUGUAUUUGGGACAUAUUCAGAGAAGACCUGGAAGCAUGGCGUGCAGCUAUGCAUGAGGCACGGGCGAAGCAGAAGUUACAGAAUGCUGCACAGGGUGUUAGCAGUAGCAAGGAUGAUGAUGGUGGCCCGCCAGCUGGCGGGCUGUGGGAGGGAUACGAUGAUAUCCCAAUUGGCAUGAAAGCUUUUAUGGAGACUGAAAAGCGCUUGAAAGAGAAGCACAAGACAAUGGGGUCUACACCGGGUUGA